AUGACCAACGAUUCUCUCUCUCGGCCCACAGAAAUGGCCCAAGGUCAGUCCACCGUGGUGUGCGGGCACGUACCGUCCGAGCCGGGCGGCAGCGGCAGCAGCGGGUGCGCGGACAGCGCGGCGGCGAGCGGCGCGGGCGUGGCCGGCCCCGAGCCCGAGCCGGCCGCCGAGCGCGCGCGGAACGACCCCGACCUGCCCGGACAGAGGAUGGUCACAGCGGGAGGGGAGGGGGGGACCCUGACCGACCUACGCGAGCGUGGCGCUGUAUCUGGAGACCGGCUUACAGAGAGCAGCCCGAAUAACAUCGAACGGACGUACCAUCCUCCGACCGAUACAAUGUCGUACGACUACGAUUUAUCGAGUUUUGGAAGAAGCGAAAGUCUCAACGUAUACAGCGCAUGCUCGAGUAUGCUAAUCACCAACGACGAUACAGAACCGUUGGAAGCCUCCCGCUACACCCGCACUAGGACAUGUCCGAGGACUCGUCAUGCAAUCCCGGAUAUGUCAACUUAG
Messenger RNA from Danaus chrysippus (African queen), 513 nucleotides. The record is from the annotation of a GenBank genome assembly. NCBI's taxonomy places the organism in Eukaryota, Metazoa, Arthropoda, Insecta, Lepidoptera, Nymphalidae.